AUGCCUGACAGGUGCUUACAGCGAGAGUGGGGUUGGUCUCUUCUCACUGGUGACAGGACGAGGGGAAAUAAUCUCAAGCUGCACCAGGACGAGUUUAGGUUGGAUAUCAGGAAAACUUCUUUGCAGAAAGGGUGGUUAAGCACUGGAAUGAGCUGCACAGGAAGGUGGUUGAGUCACCAUCACCACCACGUGUUUAAAAACCAUUUGGAUGUGGUGCUCGGGGACACGAUGUAGUGGAGGGUUGUUAGAGUUAGGGUAGCACGGUCAGGUUGCUGUUGCACUGGGUGAUCUUACAGAUCUUUUCCAGCCCGAGCGAUGCUAUGAUACUCCGAUUCCAUGAGGGGACUGAGUGCACUCUCAGUAAGUUUGCAGGUGACACCAAGUUGGCAGGAGGUGGCGAUCUGCUCGGGGGUAGGAAGGCCCUUCAGAGGGAUGCGGACAGGCUGAUCGCUGGGCCGAGGCCAACGGGGUGAAGCUCCGGUGAGGCCACACCUCGAGUGCUGCGCUCAGUUUUGGGCCCCUCACUACAGGAAAGACGUGGAGACCCUGCAGCGCGUCCAGAGAAGGGCAACAAAGCAGGUGAGGGCUCUGGAGCGCAGGCCUUACGAGAAGCAGCUGAGGGAACUGAGAUUGUUUAGCCUGGAGGAGGAUCGGGGGAGACCUUGCCUGGUGCUCAGCUACCUGCUGGGUUACACCACUAGUGUCUGCACACUGCACUCCCACAGCCACUUAGGCUUCGAGAGCCAAAGUCAAAACAAGCCAUUACUUAGGCCCUCAAAGCCGCAUUUGUGCCUCGAAAGAAUGGGAUGGGACCGAUAAAGGAGGUUUAGUGCCCUGAAGUAAAGGCUCUGGGUCCUUCCAAGGUGGGCUGGAGCCCCUACAACAGCAGUUUGCACAGUGACAGGCAGCUUUUGCUCCUCAGCAGAGGUUCUGCACAUUCCAAAGUAGAAAUCUGACCUGCAAAGCAGACACUGCGGCUUUUCAGCAUGAGGAUUUGGACCCUGGGAAGGAGCGCUGGAUGCUGCCCAGAUGGCUGAGACCAUCCAUGGAGGCCUCGGGCCCCCAGCCUCGAUCCAUGCCACCAAAAAGGACGGCUCGCUCAGCACGCACGAGGCAGCGAGCCCUCGGCAGAGAUUAACAGGAGAGGUCGGAUUCUACACAGUAGAGGUUUUGAUCCCAUAACACAGUUUAGGAAACUUAAAUGAAGCAUUUGCACAAACAAAUGAGCACGGAAUGGCCAUUGUGACACGCGGGGUGCGGAACAGAGCCAAGGCUGCGGGGCCCAGGCGGAGCUCAGUGCAACCUGGUGAGGUUGUCACGCGGAGGACGAAGCCCAGCACUGAUGGGACAGAGACUCUGCAAGUGGUUUCAGUCAACUGCGGAGACGCAGGAGGCCGCCGGCUCGAGGGAGCCAGCAUGCGUGCUCUGCGGCCGAGUGGAUCAGGACUCGAGCAUCCUUGGGGAAAUGGAAGAGCACCGUGAAUUAUAUUUCCAUAAGUUUUGUGUGAUAUUUAUCAGUGGUCUUUGUGAAGUUGUGGAAGACCACACUGGCCUAACUUUUUGGAUUAAAGACCUGAUACUCAAAUUGAGGGAGGCAGAACAGACGCUCUGCUUCGUUUGUGGCAAGAGGGGGGCCACCAUCAACUGUGCAGAGAUGGGCUGCGACCGCAGCUUCCAUCUCCCCUGCGCUUCCAAGGGUGAAUGCGUCACCCAGUACUUUGGAGAGUACAGGUCCUUCUGCACGGAGCAUUGCCCACAGCAGACAGCGGAAGCAGCGCCGGCACAGGACACGACCUGCAUCAUCUGCAUGGACCCCGUGGGGGACAGCGUGUCCUACAGCACCAUGGUGUGCCCAGCCUGCCAACACGCCUGGUUCCACCGGGCUUGCAUCCAGGUAGGAGCCCUUCCUCACCCCAUGAGCACGGCAGGUGCUCAGCAGCACCAGGCCUGGCUCACACUCACCCUUCUGUUUCUGCUGCAGGAACAGGCCAUGAGCGCCGGGUUUCCUUGCUUCCAAUGCCCCAUCUGCAGAGACAGAUACACGUUUAUUAUGGACAUGCGCCUUAUGGGGAUCCGAAUCCCAUUCAGACAACCAACAUGGGAAGACAACGAUGCCUACGCAUCACUACUGGAGAGGCACGGGAGCUGCGAUGCCAGCGUCUGCCUUUGCCCACAUGGCAGAGAGCAGGCAGAGGAAGAGGGGCCCUGGCAGCUGCUCCUCUGCAGCUCCUGUGCCGCACAAGGCACUCACCGGUGCUGCUCCAACUUGAGCGACAGCACAACCAGCUGGGAGUGCAACGCCUGUGCUGGAGAGGGCACCGCCUCCAGCACCAACUCAGGCCUUCCUGGCUGCAGCACCACCAGCCAGGCACCAUCGGGGCCAGCUAACUCUUCCCCCGGGCCUGAGAGCAGCGGCCUGUCCAGCCAGCGCAGACAGGGAGCACCGCGGUCCUCGAGGGUUUCCACGGUGGCUGAAAGAACACAGUCCAGGCAGACACGGCGGGCCAGGACUCGGAGCCGCUCCCCUCUGGAACAUCGGGCUGCAGAGACCAACAGCCAGCCCCAAAGACGCCGCAGGAGCCGGUCCAGGCGGCGACGGCCAGCCCAGGGGCGAAGCCGCUCCCGGGUUCCACGUCAGGCCCGGAACAUCAACCGCCGGCCCCACUGAUGUUGCAGAAGCAGCCGUGUGCCAGCUCCAAUUGCUGUGUAAAG
Messenger RNA from Tympanuchus pallidicinctus (lesser prairie-chicken), 2712 nucleotides. RefSeq names its product PHD finger protein 7-like. Gene Ontology annotation, cellular component: nucleus. The record is from RefSeq and is a predicted model, not a curated record. NCBI's taxonomy places the organism in Eukaryota, Metazoa, Chordata, Aves, Galliformes, Phasianidae.